UCACUUUAGUGUGUGACCCACGCACUGCUCCGACUCACUUGUGGGGAGGGAGUGCUGGAUAUAGGCUUUUGUGACAGACCCCUGGGCAAGACUGAAUCCAGUUCCCGUGCGAAGAUACACCAGGACUAGAACUAUCCCCAAAAAAGUGCGCUAAAGGAUCAGUUAAAGCGAUAAAGCUUCAUCCCCAGAUUCCUCGCUUUACUGAAGCUUCAAACGAGCAUCGGCGUCUUUUCGAUUAUACUCAGAACUGCUGGAGAUAAUUAGGCGACAUAGCCGCUGAAGCUGCUGGAUCUAAAAUUAAGACGUUUGUUAAAAAAAAUAAACAGCCUGAAGACUAUACGAACGCUAGUUUGGAAUCUAAAUAUUUUUUCUGUAUUUUGACGAAUGCUCUUUAAACUUGGAAUUAGACAUUUGAAGUACGUUUUAUCGGUUAUUUAUUUUGUUAUUUUACUUUUUGCACGUCAAUCAAAAAUAUUCCAUCUGUAGGCAUCGUUAUAAUGCUAGGUUGUGCUUGUGACAGUAAUACAUUCAACUUAUUAAAAUAAAGCCUGUGGAAUUUUUGAUGGACUGUUACGACAUUAUUUGGAUGGAAACCGAGGACAGAAACUAUAUGGAUCGUCCAAGUUUCUCAAGAUAUCUCUGGUCCUACAGAUUCCACUGAAUGCUAAGGUCAUUUAACACGCAGAAAUGGCUAGUGGUGUGUUUCAGUAAAGAUUUUUUUCUACCUUGAGACGAAGUUCAACACUGGAUCAACAGAGGAAGCCGUCCGGGUACACAAGAAAAAGUGAACCAACUAACAUUCCUCUCAUUUGCUUGCUUCAUAACCCUGGUCAUGAAUAUGCUGAGUCACUUGAACGGCGUCCUGCUGCUCCUUAGCCUGACCUCAGCAGUACCAUCGGGUCCUGCUUCGGACACCUGCACAACACUAGUACAGGGUCGCUUCUUUGGCUUCUUUUCCUCGUCUGCUGUCUUCCCCACCUCUUCAUGCUCCUGGACCCUGCAGAAUCCAGACCCGCGGCGCUACACCAUAUUCAUCAAGGUCACCAAGCCCCCCAGGGGUAAAUGUGCACCCCACCAGUUUCGCACCUACCAGUUUGACUCCUUUAUGGAAAGCACACGUACCUACCUUGGCAUGGAGAGCUUUGACGAGGUGGUAAAGCUGUGUGACACCUCAGUGCCUGUUGCCUUUCUUCAGUCUGCCAAGCAGUUUCUGCAGAUGCGCAAGGUCAUGCUGCAGGAUGGCAGGGACAUUGUGGAUGCCGAAUUCAAGACAGAGUAUCUGGUAAUGGGCAACCGCAACCCCAGUAUGCCUGCCUGCCAGAUGCUGUGCCAGUGGCUGGAAGAUUGCCUGGCAUCCAGCACCCCUGGCCGGCCCUGUGGAAUCAUGCAGACUCCUUGUCAAUGCGGAGAAGCAGGCAUUCCACAGAACUCCAAUGGCUGCUUCCAAGGUGACAUGUACCUGGAAAACUGCAUCUCCAGCGUGAGGGACGUGCUUCGCGACGCCGAGAUUGUGGGUGGGUGGAGCUGGUGGAGCCACUGGGGAGAGUGUAGCAGUGACUGCGGGGGCGGGGUUCAGACAAGGAGUCGGACAUGCCAUGCAUCCCCAGACCAGCCCCACCUCUGUGAGGGUGUGGUUGAGGAGGGCCGGCCCUGUAACCCACAGCCCUGCAUUGGCAAAGUACGCUACACCUCCCGGAGCCAGUCCCUUCGUUCUAUUGAUAGCCGUCGCCGGGACGAUGCUGACAAACCUCGCUAUGGACUUCUAGCUCCUCAAUCAGUGGACUCAGCAGGGGAGGAGUGGUCCCCCUGGAGCGUGUGCUCAGCCACAUGUGGUGAGGGCUGGCAGAGCCGUACGCGCUUCUGCGUCUCGUCCUCAUAUAGCACGCAGUGCAGUGGCCCACUCCGGGAACAGCGGCCCUGCAACAACUCCGCUGUCUGUCCCGUGCACGGCACUUGGGACGAGUGGUCCCCAUGGAGCUUGUGCUCAUCCACCUGUGGCCGUGGAUACAGGGACCGAACACGCACAUGCAACCUGCCACAGUUUGGUGGGGACCCCUGCAUAGGCCCUGACAAGCAGACGAAAUUUUGCAACAUUGCUGUCUGCCCAGUGGAUGGUGUCUGGAGUGACUGGUCGGACUGGAGCUCAUGUUCUGCCUCCUGUGCCAAUGGCACCAUGCAGCGCACCCGUGAAUGUAACGGACCCUCCUAUGGGGGUUCUGAAUGCAGGGGUGAAUGGCUGGAAACGCAGUCAUGCUUCCUGAGGGACUGUCCCGUGGAUGGGAAGUGGCAGGUGUGGACCGCAUGGGGCAGCUGCGGCAAGACCUGCGGAGGUGGAAGUCAGAAGAGGCAGAGGGCCUGCUAUGGACCCUUCUAUGGAGGGGAGCCAUGCCCUGGGGACCGUGAGGAGCUACGGGAAUGUAAUGAGAAGCGCUGUCCGGAGCCUCACGAGAUCUGUGAUGAGGAGAACUUCUCUAAUGUGGUGUGGAAGAGGACCCCUGCUGGUGACACUGCAGCAAUACGCUGCCCUCCCACCGCCUCUGGGCUCAUACUGCGUCGGUGCACCUUGGACAAGGAGGGCAUCGCCUACUGGGAGAAUCCGACUUACAUCAAGUGCAUUUCCAAUGAUUACCUGCAUAUACAGAUGAUGACACGUGAGCAUCUCAUAAAAGCCCAACGUGGACUGGUUGGUGAUGGAGCUUCAGAUGUCCUUGCUAAGCUGAAGACCAUAUCCAAUGAUGGGACGAGUUACAGUGGGGACCUGCUGGCUAUUGUGGACAUCCUAAGAAACAUGACUGAGAUUUUCAGGAGGUCCUACUACAGUCCCAAGGCUGUAGAUGUGCAGAACUUUGUCCAGUCAGUCAGCAACCUGCUGAUGGAUGAGAACAGUGAUAGAUGGGUGGAGGCACAGCUGCUGGGCCCCAAUAUCAGAGAGCUAUUCCGGCUGGUUGAGGACUUCGUAGAUGUGAUUGGUUUGCGAACCAAUCUGCAAGAUUCAUAUGAGGUCACAGAAAACCUGGUGCUGAGCAUUCACCGGCGCCCUGUGGCUGGAACCUCAGACAUCAUUUUUCCCAUGACGAACUUGCAGAGAUUGGUAGACUGGGCUAGACCAGAUAACAAGGUCACCAUCUCCCGAAACAUCCUGCCAGUAGGUCAGCAAGAUGCAGACGACUCAUCAUCCUUUGUUACUGGAAUCGUUCUCUACAGGAACUUGGGUAGCAUCCUGUCCCUGCAGAGAAAUAAUUCGGUGCUUAACUCAAAGGUUAUCUCAGUGACCAUCAAGCCCACGCCUAGCUCUCUGUCAGCCCCUGUUGAGAUUGAAUUCUUCCACCUCUACAACAAUACCACAAACCAGACCUGCAUUUCCUGGGAUGAGAGUGACAUAUUUUCAUUGCUUGGAUCCUGGUCUGCACGAGGCUGUAAAGCAGUGCCCGUCGAUUCGUUCAGAACAAAAUGUAUAUGUGACAGGCUCUCCACCUUCGCCAUUUUAGCACGUCCCGACAUGAACAUGGACAAGACGCUAGUGCCCUCUGUGACGCUCAUUGUGGGCUGUGGGGUUUCCUCUCUGACGUUGCUGCUUCUAAUCAUCAUUUAUGUUUCCGUCUGGAGGUACAUCCGUUCUGAGCGCUCCGUCAUCCUGAUCAACUUCUGCCUCUCCAUCAUCUCCUCCAAUGCCCUCAUUCUGAUUGGGCAGACCCAAACACGGAACAAGGUGGUCUGCACACUGGUUGCUGCCUUUCUUCACUUCUUCUUCCUGUCCUCCUUCUGCUGGGUGCUCACAGAGGCAUGGCAGUCCUACAUGGCCGUUAUGGGACGUCUUCGAAACAGAAUAAUCCGGAAGCGUUUCCUGUGCUUGGGCUGGGGUUUGCCUGCUUUGGUAGUUGCUGUGUCUGUGGGCUUCACUAAGGCCAAGGGAUAUGGCACACUCAACUACUGCUGGCUUUCUCUGGAAGGAGGGCUCCUCUAUGCGUUUGUGGGACCAGCAGCUGCUGUAGUCCUGGUUAACAUGGUUAUUGGGAUUCUGGUUUUUAACAAACUUGUGUCCAAAGAUGGCAUCACUGAUAUGAAACUGAAGGAGCGGGCAGGUCAGGUGACAGUCCCUCUGUACAGUAUGACGCUCAAAUGUGCCAAGUGCGGAGUAAUCUCGUCGGCUGAUGUGUCCACCACAGCUACCAGUAACGCCAUGGCAUCGCUGUGGAGCUCGUGUGUGGUCUUGCCCUUGCUUGCCCUCACCUGGAUGUCAGCUGUGCUGGCCAUCACCGACCGCCGCUCUGCCCUUUUUCAGAUUCUCUUUGCAGUCUUCGACUCCCUGGAGGGUUUCGUCAUUGUCAUGGUCCACUGUAUCCUUCGUAGAGAGGUUCAGGAGGCGGUUAAAUGCAGAGUAGUAGACCGUCAGGAGGAUGGAAAUGGUGAUUCUGGGGGCUCCUUCCAGAAUGGCCAUGCACAGCUCAUGACUGACUUUGAGAAAGAUGUUGACAUGGCCUGCAGAUCAGGUACUCUGAAGCGGCCUUCUCUACAGGGUGAUGAGAAAACAGUACCCCAACAGCUCACACUUCAGAAGGGUUCGAACUUCAAUACUCUGCCCGCCAGCAUGGCUAAGGUGCAUCUACAGAAUGUGGCUGACUACGCCAGUCACACACUCACUCUGAAGAGAGACAAAGGCACUGGUGCCCGGGAGUUGCCUGGCGCUAAGUCCAUCUACAUCUGUGAUGGGGAGCUCUUCAAGCAGAUGGAUGCAGACCUGACUCGUGGGCCUGCUGAAGCUCCCGCAGCCCCCGAAAACAGCAGCUAUGUGCUGCUGCCCAAUAACACAUCCACAUUGCGGGUCAAGCCCAAAGAGGACCCUGGAAAAUAUAACAUCAAUAUCGAGCAACUGCCCCAGACCCGACUCAUCCACCUGAGCAACCCUGCUGCAGAGCCGGCACCGGGCUUCAGCCUCAAGGCCCUGCCUGCUGACCAUGUCAGUGUAUCCUGCUCUGAGAAGGAGGCACCUGCACAAAAUGCACAGAACAUCUCCAGUGAGUCACAGAUGACUAACAGCCUUGGUGAGGCUGGUGACUCAGGGAACUCCGGUAUGAUGUCCAAGAGUGAGACUGUGUCAACACUCUCCAUGAGCUCCUUGGAGAGACGGAAAUCACGCUACGCUGAACUAGACUUUGAGAAGAUCAUGCACACACGGAAACGACAUCAAGACAUGUUUCAGGACCUAAAUCGGAAGCUGCAACAUGCUGAGAAAGACCGAGAAUCCCCACCCAUUGAUGGAAAGCCUGGUAAGCGAUGGAGUGUUUCCUCUGGCGGCAGUGACAAAACCAAUCUCAGUGACAAACAGCAGACCCCCAGCAAACGGGCCUGGGAGGGAAUUCGCAAGACACACUCUCCCCCCUCUUGGGUGCGCAAGGACCUGGAGCCUGUGCAGGCCUCUCCAUUAGAGCUGAAGAGUGUGGAGUGGGAAAAGGCCAGUGCCACCAUACCUCUGGUGGGCCAGGAGAUCAUCGAUCUGCAGACAGAAGUCUGACCAGAGCUUGACAACAUCCAGUAGAGUCCCAUCUUCUCUUCAUUUCAUUUGAGGUUGAAACUAACAGACUUACAGGGGAGAGAGGACCAAAAGAAAGAUAAUUACAGGAUGCAGAGGACCCUCAACUCCAUUUUUAGAAAGAGGGGAAAUUACUUAUCCUUUCUUUAUUUAUUUAUAUAUAUUUUUUUUUUACUUUGAUACCAGAAUCGCCUUUUCCUUAUACUGACAAAAGGACAGAACAUCGAAAAGUGACUUUUUUUUCUAUGAAAAAGCUAUGGAAAGGAGUAUGAACUGACGCCAAGAAAGAAACAUACAGGUUCCAUGUGUUUCUGUAGAGAAAGACUUCAGCAUUCUGUCACGAGUAGGAUUCCCUUGCAACAUCUCUUUCAUUGGUUGGUUGUGGUCAGGCAGGUGAGACACAGAGGGACCCCCCACCUCCAUCCCCCCGUAUGGGGGGAAAACUAAACUCUGGUCUGCUUCCAUUAUUCUUCUUUUUCAUUCUUCUUGAUUCACAUACUGUUAUUUUUUCUGCUUAAUGUAAUGAGUCAGCUGAAGACUAUAAAGAAUAUAGGGUAUAAUAAGCAGUCUGCAGUCAAUUACAGUGGAUUUCAUCAGUCAUUAUUACGAUGAAAAAAAUCAAUGCCCCUAAUUGUUACUGUUUCACUGUUUUGUAUCAUAUUAUCUUUAAAAUUAUUAUAACAAGACAAAUUUGCACCCUCUCCUCAUCUUUACUGAUACACCAGUUCCACCUUUUGGUCUCUUAGAAAUAUGUGAACUAGUAAUACUAAAAUUCUAACAAUCAAGCAAUUUAAGCUCAAAACUAUCAUUCAGGCCAGACAGUGGACAAGAGCAGGUGGACUGGGAAAAUGUGCCGCUCCUGCCAACUCACCCCAGCGAGCAUGUUAGCUGUCCAUGCAAAGAGCCUGAUGCACUGUCCUGUGGAAUGAGAGGAAAAAUGGACCACUGCCUCAGCAAGACUGCUACGCAGCAGCAGUUGCUGCACCGGCCACCCUCUGCAGGGCCCCCUACAGUGGGUGCAGUGAUGGUGGCCCUCACAGCGGCGCAGUGCUGGCAGGCAUUUGCAGCUGCCUCACAUGUACACAGAUGUGGAGUGCCCUGUGAGAGGGUUGGAUCACAGGAAAAAGAUUUAAAGGACUAAAUGUUUGAAAAAGUAUAUAUAAAUACUUAUUUGUUAAAAUGAACAUUUAUAAAUAUAUACAUUUGAAACUGCAGAAACUGUGACAGUAAUUCAAUUUUUUUUGGUUGCACUCAGAGAAAGCACAAAGCUCUUUAUAGAGAGAGUCCUGCUGUACAGUACUGUAAUUAUUUAAACAGAAUAACAAAGAAUGAAUUUUAGCCUAUACAUAUCUUUCUACUGUGCUUUAGGAUUUUCAUGUUUCUUUUGUUCUUGUUUUGCCCACCCCCCACUUUGUUGGGUUACUGGACUAUAAUAGUGUUCUGUAACUAAUGUAAUGGUGUGUGUUUUAAUAUCAUUGUCUGUACCUUAGCCACUUUCCCCCCAACCCAGCCUCAGGCCCCAGUCUUCUCUGAAAUAGACUUUUGUUUUGUCUCCUUUAUUUUGUUGGUUUCAACUCUUUGUUAAUGUACAGUUUCAGAGCACAACAUGAAUGUGUCUCAUUUCUAAUAAAAGAUAUAUCUAUA
Molecule: messenger RNA, 7174 nt
Organism: Brienomyrus brachyistius
Lineage: Eukaryota; Metazoa; Chordata; Actinopteri; Osteoglossiformes; Mormyridae
Gene: adgrb1a
Product: adhesion G protein-coupled receptor B1a
Exons: 33
Coding region: 833-5512 (1559 amino acids)
Biological process (GO): cell surface receptor signaling pathway; G protein-coupled receptor signaling pathway; negative regulation of angiogenesis
Cellular component (GO): plasma membrane
Molecular function (GO): G protein-coupled receptor activity
Source: RefSeq, a predicted model, not a curated record